CACUGUUUAAUGAGGAAUGUAUCUUUAUUAUUUUUCUAAUUAUACGACGCUGUUAAAUAUUUUUUGAAAUGGAUUACCCAGAUGAAUUACCGUUUACCGACAUAUUGACUUUUAUAACGGAUGAUUUGCUACAAGCAUACCGAAGCAGCUGUGGGGAAAGGGAAAAAGUUAGAACGCUGAUGGAUUUUCUUGAGAGGUGGAAUGACGACAUCUCCAUUGCAAAACUGAUGUCGGUCAAUGUUCAGUUUGAAUCUGAUUUAGAUUGGUUUAAUGUAAGUCGGCCGUUAACAUCGGAGGACUUGCAAGGAAAAUUGAUUGUUCUGGACUUUUUCACCUAUUGUUGCAUUAAUUGCAUGCAUGUAUUGCCGGAACUUCACUGUCUGGAAGAACAAUUUCCCAUAGAAAAUGGUCUAUUAAUAAUUGGUGUUCACAGUGCAAAGUUCGAAAAUGAAAGGCUUACUUCAAACAUUCAGGCUGCUGUGCAACGAUAUGGGAUCACACACCCUAUUGUUAACGAUUCACGAUGCGCCAUGUGGCACACUCUCGGCAUCCGUUGUUGGCCUUCUUUGUUGGUUUUAAGCCCGACUGGUAAACCCAUCUUGUUACUUAUGGGCGAAGGUCAUGGGAAAUUUCUAAAAGAUUUUACUGGUGUUGCGUUAUCAUUUUUCAGUCGGCAGGGCACAAUUGACUACAGCAGUUUACCAAUUCAGAUAACCAGCAACUGUCAGCCAGCAUCUAACUUACGUUUUCCUGCUAAGAUUGCUCGAAGCCCACAGGGUCGUUAUGCUAUUGCAGAUACUGGGAACAAUAGAGUUCUUAUUGUCACUAAUAACGGGUUGGUACAGCAUAAGAUAGGUGGACAUCAGGCUGGUUUUGUGGACGGUAUUUUAACGGUUGCUAGGUUUAAUAACCCUCAAGGCUUGGCAUUUAGUGAUGAAAAUACUCUGAUUGUUGCCGACACCAAAAAUCACGCCGUUCGUAAGAUAUCAUUGACAAGUGAAACAGUGGAAACUCUUGCUGGUACAGGCCUUCAAGGAAACGAACGAACCGGAGGACGAUUAGGUUUAUUACAACCAUUAUCAUCGCCUUGGGAUGUUGCUAUAUUUCGUACUCGGGAUAUGGAUAUGUCUUUUCACCUCGAUGAGCGCAAUGUGCCUGAAAAAACUAUUGUCCUUAUUUCUAUGGCUGGAACUCACCAGAUUUGGGGAUAUUUUCCAGAAGGAAUUAUAUGGUGGAAAUUUCGAAAGUUUGACCCUCUCUGUUGUGUAUCUUUGAUUGGAAACGGUUUGGAAGAGAAUCGUAAUAAUUCUUACCCACAAAACGCUGCAUUCGCGCAGCCGUCUGGCCUAGCCAUGGCAAAUGACGUUUUAUUUAUAGCGGACAGUGAAAGCUCUAGCAUACGUAAAGCUUCUAUGAUUGAUGGAAAAGUUAUGCCUGUCGUUGGAGGGGAUCGCAACCCACUUAACUUGUUUGCAUUUGGCGACGUGGACGGUAAACUGUUUAAUGCAAAACUACAACAUCCUUUAGGAUUAACAUACAAUGAUGCUGAUAACAAACUUUAUGUGGCUGACACUUAUAACCACAAAAUCAAAGUUGUCGACACCGAUUCAAACAGUAUUUCCACUUUACAAAUCAAAGGUCAAGAAGAUACCAAGCUAAAUUUGAAUGAGCCGGCAGGACUGUGCUUAGACGUAGACGGAAAAAACUUGUUAGUGUCUGAUACUAAUAACCAUUCUAUACAUAUUAUAAAUUUAGAGACGAUGAGAGCUCAACCAUUUACUUUAAAUUUUAGCCAGGCUUCGUUUACUAGUGAAACUGAUGCACCACUACAUGUUUUAAAAAAUCUUGAAAAUCAAGCGAUUCAAAAGAUUUUGCCCUUACAUUUAACUAAAACAAACACAAUUUAUUUUCACCUUAGACUUCCCCCCGGACUAAAUUUUACAAAUGAAGCUCCUCAAAAAUGGAUACUUAAAAAGAUAGACCAAUCAGUCAAUUUAAACCCAUCAUCCGGGAGACUUAUAAAUGGCAUGUGUUACUUGCAGGUACAGAUUUCGCACUACGACUACGGGUGUGAAAAUGGUGUUUUUAUGAUUGAAUUCUUAUUAAAUUUAUGUGACUCAAUUUUAUGCUUUAUGAAGCGAUUUUCGGUUUCUAUAAAAUUUAAUAAAAGUAGUGGGGAACAAAGACCUAUCCAUGAUGUUAGCAUUCAAAUCGGCAACUCCGUGAUAAGUUUAUGAUCGUAAGAAUGUUGUUUAAUUAUAAUAAUAAUGCUCAAUGUUGUUGAAUAAUAAUCGAGUCUUUUCCGACCUUUAAA
Messenger RNA from Drosophila ficusphila, 2314 nucleotides. Its product is annotated as NHL repeat-containing protein 2. Gene Ontology annotation, molecular function: protein binding. The coding region runs from base 69 to 2237 and encodes 722 amino acids. The transcript is spliced from 3 exons. NCBI's taxonomy places the organism in Eukaryota, Metazoa, Arthropoda, Insecta, Diptera, Drosophilidae. The record is from RefSeq and is a predicted model, not a curated record.